AUGUUAACUUCCAAUAGUGAAUUAGAUUCAUCUAGAUCGAUCGAUAAUGAAAAAUCAAGAAAAUAUUCUCGUGAAUGUCGAAUAUGUGGAGCUCCGGCUGAAUAUAGAUAUUUUGGUAUUAUUGCAUGUACUUCACGCAAAACAUUCUUUAAACGAAAUGCUAAUUCUACAAAGAUACGAUUUAAAUGUGAUAAUAAUGAUCAAUGUAAAAUCAAUAUAAAUAAUCGUCAUAUACGUACUUCAUGUCGACUUGCUAAAUGUUUUCAAUGUGGAAUGAGUACCGACAUGUUUCGAGCACCAAGACAAACAAAACCAAAAUCGAUUAGUCUAAUUAUAGCACAAAUAAAGGAUCAGCCAGAACGGGUGAGAUUAUUGAAAAAUUCAAUGUUAAUCUACACUUGA
Rotaria sp. Silwood2 is the source of this 402-nucleotide messenger RNA. The record is from the annotation of a GenBank genome assembly. Lineage: Eukaryota; Metazoa; Rotifera; Eurotatoria; Philodinida; Philodinidae.